AUGUUCGACGUCCUCUUCCGCAUCUGCAACACUUCUCUCAAGAAUCGACCGGAGCUGGUCCUCUUCAUCUUUCCUCGCGCGCUGGGCCUCGGCGGCCUCAGCCUCAGAUUCGCGAAGAGCCUUUUCCUCAUGUUCCAGUUAGGACACAACCGCGUCUUCCAGGCUCGCUUGAACAGCCCGAGCACGAGAAGAUUCGUGUUGCGAGGAGCCCCCGCCCUUGUAUAUUUCAUGUAUGACACUGGUGAAUAUGUCAGUGACAAAAUGGAGCCAUCAAAGAAGACAUUUCCCCAGGUGUUCAGAAUUGCACAGGGUCAAGAAUUGAGUUUCCUGUACAUCGGUAUCGUGUAG
This is a messenger RNA of Histoplasma mississippiense, 348 nucleotides long. RefSeq lists its product with no specific name. Bases 1 to 348 code for a protein of 115 amino acids. The transcript has 5 exons. The record is from RefSeq and is a predicted model, not a curated record. NCBI's taxonomy places the organism in Eukaryota, Fungi, Ascomycota, Eurotiomycetes, Onygenales, Ajellomycetaceae.